GAAGCCACCAAAAAAAAAAAAAAAAGGGUUUGAAAAAAUAAUAUUAAAUUUGAUUAUUAAUCCACCAAGGACCAUAGCCAAGAAGAAACGGCAUAAUUUCUGAAACCAUAUAUAGAAAAAUCAAUUAAACACCUGGCUUCAGACAUAUUCAAUAUGAAGUUCCAUACCUUAGAGGCUCCCAGUGGAAAAUACCCACCACCCAACACACACAUCAAGGUUCUUCUAAUAGCCCUUACCUUAUCUCUCCUCACUGUCAUCCCUCUAUGUCUAAACAACAGUCCAAGUUCACCAUUGCCAUCUCCAGAGAGUGAUAUCAGUAGUUUGAAAAGCAUAGAACAAGGCAAAAAUAAUAUCAGUGGUUUGAAAAGCACAGUACCAGGCAAAAAUUGUGAUGUAUUUAGAGGAAAUUGGGUUCCAUACCCCAAUGGAACUUAUUACACAAAUACAUCUUGCAGUAUGAUUAUUGAUCAACAAAACUGCUUGAAGUUUGGGAGACCCGAUACAGAGUUCUUGAAAUGGAGGUGGAAACCAGAGGAAUGUGAGCUACCGUUCUUUGAUGCUGUUCAAUUCCUGGAGCUUGUCAGAGGGAAGUCAUUGGCCUUCCUAGGGGACUCCGUUGGAAGGAAUCAAAUGCAGUCAUUGCUGUGCCUCUUAUCCAGUGUGGCUUAUCCUGAGGAUCUUUCUCAUGAUUAUUCUUCAAACACAGACUAUUUCAAGCGCUAUUUAUACACAGAUUACCAGUUUACUAUAGGAACACUCUGGGCUCCAUUUUUAGUUAAAUUCAAAGAAGCAGACCCCAGUGGUUAUUCCUUCAACAGCAUCAUGAACCUCUACUUGGAUGAACCAGACGAGGCAUGGGCAACAGAGGUUGAAAAGUUUGACUAUGUGAUUGUUUCAGCUGGACAAUGGUUCUUUCGACCUUUAUUACUCAGCGAAAAUGGUCAAGUUAUUGGAUGUUCAACGUGCCAAAAAGAGAACAUCACAGACCUCACACCCUACUAUGCAUACAGGAAUGCUUUCCGAACUGUCUUUAGAACACUUCAGGGACUUAAAAACUACAAGGGGGUGACAUUUUUGAGGACGUUUUCUCCUGCACACUUUGAGAAUGGAGCAUGGAAUGAAGGAGGAAAUUGUGUAAGAACCAAGCCUUUUACCAAAGAGGAAAUGAAGUUGGAUGGAUAUAUGUUGGAGAUGUAUUUGAAUCAAGUUGAGGAACUGAAGGCAGCAGAGAAACAAGGAAGGAAAAUGGGUUUACAGUUUAGGCUGCUAGACACAACCGAAGCUAUGUUGUUGAGACCUGAUGGACACCCAAACUACUAUGGACGUUCACCACACAGAAACAUGACACUAGCUGACUGUGUUCACUGGUGCUUGCCAGGCCCCAUUGAUACCUGGAAUGAAUUUUUGCUGUAUAUGUUGAAGACAGAGCAGAGUUCCUAGAUGAGAAGACUGAAAAAUGUUGAAUCAGAACAUAUACAUAUUGUGUAAAGAAAGAUGUAGUUAUUCAUUUUUUUUCACAGUGUGAUCACAUAUAUUUAUAUAUAUUUAUUUAAAGCUGUAUACAUACGGAAAAUUGUCAGUUAAGUAUAUUCAAGCGUACUUUGAUCAGCCUGGAUUGGAUUGCCGGCUACUUCCAUAAUUCUGCGACUUCUAUUCUUUUGCUUCCAUUUGCUGCAGACUUCAAGAUUAACCGAAAAAAGGGGGG
Ziziphus jujuba (common jujube) is the source of this 1705-nucleotide messenger RNA. Its product is annotated as protein trichome birefringence-like 19. Gene Ontology annotation, cellular component: Golgi apparatus. The record is from RefSeq and is a predicted model, not a curated record. Lineage: Eukaryota; Viridiplantae; Streptophyta; Magnoliopsida; Rosales; Rhamnaceae. Gene Ontology annotation, molecular function: O-acetyltransferase activity. The transcript has 2 exons. The coding region runs from base 154 to 1440 and encodes 428 amino acids.